Molecule: messenger RNA, 1917 nt
Organism: Suillus subalutaceus
Lineage: Eukaryota; Fungi; Basidiomycota; Agaricomycetes; Boletales; Suillaceae
Product: integral peroxisomal membrane peroxin-domain-containing protein
Exons: 3
Coding region: 186-1823 (545 amino acids)
Biological process (GO): peroxisome organization
Cellular component (GO): peroxisomal membrane
Source: RefSeq, a predicted model, not a curated record
CUUGAAUAAGCAUGACCUGCUGCCAGGCCGAACGCCGGGCUACGUUUCAUUCCCUCAAACGUCAGGCUUCAGUGCAGCUGUGAGUUCUGUGGUUCACCGUUAUAAGUAAACGAUCUUUCUCACUGAAACCACAGUAGCCGCAACUGUCGUGUGAAGUCUAUUGCUACCAAAUUACCUGCUGAUUGAUGUCGCCCAAGUCCAAGGACUUCAAUCUUAAACCAAAGAUACUACAGAUGCCCCUGACGGCACCUAUGAGCUCAGCGGCUACUAUGAGCCCUGUCAUGCAGUCACCUCUAACACUCAUUGACUUUGUGACUACCGUUCCGACACCACUUACCUCAGAGCUAGUUGCCCUUGCGCCGUAUAUUCAGGCCAUAAGGCACUUCGCACAGAUUAUCAGCUGGGAGUCUUCAUGGGAGGAAAGCUGGCUUGCUCUUGCCACAUGGUGGGCGUUAUGCUUGCUCUCCGAACCAACCCUGAGGUUCUUUUUACCACUUGCAGUCACAUUCGUUCUCGCACUGAGACAGUGGACAUCAUCCACUCACACGUCUUCGGCAAUGUCACCGCCGGUAAUAACCGACAGCGCCCUUCACGCUCUUGUAUCUGAUCUGACGACCAUUCGCACCCUGCUUCCCUCAUCACCCCUCGUCGAAUCACCCCUCCCUCCAUCCUUUGUUGUUCUCCGAGUACUCGCAUCUAUCUAUCUGCCAUACCUUGUUCUCACAUCUUUCGUUGGUCUCCGUAUUUGCAUCGCAUUAUGCGGUACCCUGUUCAUGAUUCACAGAGCGCACUGGGCAAAACAUGCUCGAGCAUCCAUUACUCGCAGCGCACAUAUCCGAUGGGCAUUUUACCGGCUAUGCGCAUUUAUCGUGGGGGUGCCGCUCCCACCACCCUCAUCGCCCUCUCCCUUAGAAGCUUCUACCAAGAUACGCCCAGCAUCUGUAUUAGCGGAUGAUGUACCCAAGCCUUCCCCGCCUCUUCGCUUCCUGUUUACAGUCUACGAGAAUCAGCGGUGGUGGAUGGGUCUUGAUUGGACAGCUGCCCUGCUUCCCAAUGAGCGUCCAUCAUGGUGUAGCUCCUCCUUAGUUCCAUUGUCCCCACCCUCAGUCUUUCCUCUUCCCUCCUCGACAACGGCAUACGUCGCUGUCGGCAAGAACGGCCGCGCGAAACGUGUAGCGCGCUGGACGUGGGAAGAACCUGAAUGGCGCGUUAUCAUACGCAAGGAAGGCCAGGAAGGUGUCUGGCGAGUGGAGAAGACACCUCCAAGAGAUAAAGACGGACCUGAUGAAUCUACUGCAGCACGGAUGCUACGCGCCGCACGCGGCCGCGACAACCUGAACACGAGCUCCAGUGGUCCUGCCGAAUCGCCCGAACAGACCGGCGAACAACAUUCCAGCGACCCGUUCCUCGAUCCCGCGUCUGAAGAUGAAGCUGUCACAGACCCUGAGGGUUGGUUGUACGGUGAUAACAAAUGGGAGGGUGCGAGCUCAAAGGGUGGAAUGGGAAAGUACACGCGCUUUCGGCGUUGGACUCGCAUUGCUGUUCUCAGUGAGACCGUCGAACUUGUGGGUCCAGGCGAGUUGGGCGUUUUACGCGAUUCUAUGGAGUUCAGCGGAUAUAGGACUGCCGCGAGCUCCAUUUUUGGCAGUCCUAGCACCCCGUCCAUAAGUGUCAACUCGCCAACGUUGAGCUCGUUUUCAGAAUUAGAAAUGCAGAGUACGGUGACAGCGCCAGAGUCGCAGAAGGAUGGGAAAGACGGCAAGGAUGGAGGCAGCACGCUGAGACAGCGACUGAAGGCUGUUGUGGAAGGAACGGCACAUUGAUAAUAAUGACCUUUAAAUUUGUAAUAUUAUUAGUUUCCGAUACAUUCUAUGAACGUUAUCCAGUAAUGGAAUAUUUCGUUUCACGAUCUGCAUC